UUAAGGACAAGGUUCUUUAUCCCUCAAGCCCCUGCAUUUCUAAAGACGUUACUAGCGGAUUUUUCACUUUCUAUCGAGGGGCAACUCUGUGGAUCUUGACUCAAGCCCGUAGCUUGUCUUUUUUUGCCUCUGGCACGUAGUUAGCUCCAUUCACCGACCAUCCUCCCCGGGUCCUGUUUCUGGGCUUCCGCGUGUGCGCCAAGGGCGUCCUCCACGACACAUUCAGCAGCCCGCCAACCUCUUCGUUCCGGCACGCACACGGCUCUGCCUACGAGGAAGACCCUCCCUGCGGGGUUCCUUGACACUUCGCGCCCCCAGGGGCCGGGGUCCCGCCCCCGCGCCGGGCGUCCCACCGCCGCGAGCCCCGCGGCACGCCGGGACCCGCUCUUAGUGUGCGCACGCGCAGGGCGGUGUUUGGGCGCCAUGGCCGACUCCGGGUCCCGCCUGCGGGGCUCCCUGCUGCAGCUGCGGGAGUCCCUGUCUGCCGGGGACCGCUGCAGCGCCGCGAUGGCCAGUUACCAGCUGAUCCGAGGCCUGGGGCAGGAGUGCGUGCUGAGCUCCGACCCCGCGGUGCUGGCAUUACAGACUUCCUUAGUUUUUUCCAAAGAUUUCGGUUUGCUUGUAUUUGUUCAGAAGUCACUUAGCAUUGAUGAAUUUCGUGAUUGUAGAGAAGAAGUCUUAAAAUUUUUAUAUAUUUUCUUAGAAAAAAUUGGCCAGAAGAUCACACCUUAUUCUCUUGAUAUUAAGACUACUUGUACCAGUGUUUACACAAAGGAUAAAGCUGCUAAAUGUAAAAUCCCAGCCCUAGAUCUUCUUAUUAAGUUACUUCGGACUUUAAGAAGUUCUAGACUCAUGGAUGAAUUUAGUAUUGGAGAAUUAUUUAAUAAAUUCUAUGGAGAACUUGCAUUGAAAACAAAAAUACAGGAUACAGUAUUAGAAAAAGUAUAUGAGCUUCUAGGAGUAUUAGCUGAAGUUCAUCCUAGUGAGAUGAUAAAUAAUUCAGAAAAACUGUUCCGGGCUUUUCUGGGUGAACUUAAGAUCCAGAUGACCUCAGCAAUAAGAGAACCCAAACUGCCUGUUCUGGCAGGGUGUCUGAAGGGAUUGUCUUCACUCAUGUGUAACUUUACCAAAUCCAUGGAAGAAGAUCCCCAGACUUCGAGGGAAAUUUUUGAUUUUGCAUUAAGGGCAAUUCGUCCUCAGAUUGACCUGAAGAGAUAUGCUGUACCCUUAGCUGGCUUGUGCUUAUUUACCCUGCAUGCAUCUCAGUUUAGCACCUGCCUUCUGGACAACUAUGUUUCUUUAUUUGAAGUGCUGUCAAAAUGGUGUAGCCAUACAAAUGUAGAAAUGAAAAAAGCUGCACAUUCAGCUCUGGAAUCUUUCCUGAAACAGAUUUCUUUUAUGGUGGCAAAAGAUGCAGAAAUGCAUAAGAGUAAGCUACAGUACUUCAUGGAGCAAUUCUAUGGAAUCAUCAGGAACAUGGAUUCAAACAGCAAGGAUUUAUCCAUUGCAAUUCGAGGAUAUGGACUUUUUGCAGGACCUUGCAAGGUUAUAAAUGCAAAAGAUGUUGACUUCAUGUACAUAGAGCUCAUUCAGCGCUGCAAGCAGCUGUUCCUCACCCAGAUAGACACUGUUGAUGACCACGUUUACCACAUGCCAAGUUUCCUCCAGUCUAUUGCAAGUGUCUUGCUUUACCUUGAUAGAGUUCCUGAGGUGUAUACACCGGUUCUGGAACAUCUCAUGGUGGCACAGAUAGACAGUUUCCCACAGUAUAGUCCAAAAAUGCAGUCAGUAUGUUGUAAAGCCCUAGUAAAAGUUUUCCUAGCCCUACGUGGAAAAGGACCAGUUUUCUGGAAUUGCAUCAGUACUGUGGUGCAUCAGGGUUUAAUCAGAAUAUGUUCUAAGCCAGUGAUCCUUCAAAAGGGUGUUGAGUCUGAACCUGAAGAGUAUCGUGCAUCAGGGGAAGUUAGAACUGGCAAAUGGAAAGUGCCCACGUAUAAAGACUAUUUGGAUCUUUUUAGAAGUCUCCUGAGUUGUGACCAGAUGAUGGAUUCUCUUUUAGCAGAUGAAGCAUUUCUCUUUGUGAAUUCCUCACUUCAAAAUUUGAAUCGUUUGCUGUAUGAUGAAUUUGUCAAAUCAGUUUUGAAGAUUAUUGAGAAAUUGGAUCUUACGCUAGAGAAACGGAAUGUUGGGGAACAUGAGGAUGAAAAUGAAGCUACUGGUGUUUGGGUGAUCCCAACCUCAGAUCCAGCUGCUAACUUACAUCCUGCUAAACCCAAAGAUUUUUCAGCUUUCAUUAACCUGGUGGAAUUUUGCAGAGACAUUCUUCCUGAGAAACAUAUAGAAUUUUUUGAGCCAUGGGUAUAUUCAUUUGCAUAUGAAUUAAUUUUGCAGUCUACACGGCUCCCUCUCAUUAGUGGUUUCUACAAAUUGCUUUCUGUUGCUGUGAGAAAUGCCAAGAAAAUAAAAUAUUUUGAGGGAGUUGGUGUGAAGAGUCAGACGCAGGCUCCCAAGGACCCAGAAAAGUAUUCUUGCUUUGCUUUGUUUGCAAAAUUUGGUAAAGAGGUAUCAGUUAAAAUGAAGCAAUAUAAAGAUGAACUUCUGGCCUCCUGUUUGACCUUUAUUCUGUCCCUGCCACAUGACAUCAUUGAACUUGAUAUUAGAGCCUACAUUCCUGCAUUGCAGAUGGCUUUUAAACUGGGCUUGAGCUAUACCCCAUUGGCAGAAGUAGGCCUGAAUGCCUUAGAAGAAUGGUCAGUUUGCAUCUGCAAACAUAUAAUUCAGCCCCAUUAUAAAGACAUUUUACCCAGCCUUGACGGAUAUCUGAAAACUUCAGCCUUAUCAGAUGAGACCAAGAAUAAUUGGGAAGUGUCAGCACUUUCUCAGGCUGCCCAGAAAGGAUUUAACCAAGUUGUGUUAAAGCAUCUGAAAAAGACAAAGAACAUUUCAUCAAAUGAAGCACUGUCUUUAGAAGAAAUAAGGAUUAGAGUAGUACAAAUGCUUGGCUUUCUAGGAGGACAAAUAAACAAAAAUCUCCUAACAGCCACAUCCUCAGAUGAAAUGAUGAAGAAAUGUGUGGCAUGGGACAGAGAAAAAAGACUCAGUUUUGCUGUACCAUUUAUAGAAAUGAAGCCUGUCAUUUAUCUGGAUGUGUUCUUGCCUCGGGUCACAGAAUUAGCUCUUUCAGCUAGUGACAGACAAACUAAAGUUGCAGCUUGUGAACUUUUACACAGUGUGGUUAUGUUUAUGUUGGGAAAAGCCACUCAGAUGCCUGAAUGUGGUCAGGGAUUCCCACCCAUGUACCAGCUCUACAAGCGAACUUUUCCUGUGCUACUUCGACUUGCAUGUGAUGUAGAUCAAGUGACAAGGCAACUAUAUGAGCCCCUAGUAAUGCAGCUGAUUCACUGGUUCACUAACAAUAAGAAAUUUGAAAGUCAGGAUACUGUCGCCUUACUGGAAACGAUACUGGAUGGAAUUGUAGAUCCUGUUGACAGUACUUUAAGAGAUUUUUGUGGUCGGUGUAUUCGCGAAUUCCUCAAAUGGUCCAUUAAGCAGACAACACCACAGCAGCAAGAAAAAAGUCCAGUGAACACUAAAUCACUUUUCAAGCGACUGUACAGCUUUGCACUUCACCCCAGUGCUUUCAAGAGGCUAGGUGCAUCACUUGCCUUUAAUAAUAUCUACAGAGAAUUCAGGGAAGAAGAGUCUCUGGUAGAGCAGUUUGUGUUUGAAGCAUUGGUUACGUACCUGGAAAGUCUGGCCUUAGCACACACAGAUGAGAAACCCUUAGGUACAAUUCGACAAUGUUGUGAUGCCAUUGAUCACCUAAGGCGUAUCAUUGAAAAGAAGCAUGUAUCUUUAAACAAAGUUAAAAAACGACGUAGGCCACGAGGAUUUCCACCUUCGGCAUCAUUGUGUUUACUGGAUAUGGUCCAGUGGCUGUUAGCCCACUGUGGGAGGCCCCAAACAGAAUGUCGACACAAAUCCAUAGAACUCUUUUAUAAAUUUGUUCCUUUAUUGCCAGGCAACAAAUCUCCUUCUUUAUGGCUGAAAGAUAUUCUUAAGAACAAAGAUACUUCCUUUCUCAUAAACACAUUUGAGGGGGGUGGAGGAGGUUGUGAUCGGCCGUCAGGCAUCCUUGCGCAACCCACCCUCUUCCAUCUGCAAGGGCCGUUCAGCUUGAGAGCUGCCCUGCAAUGGAUGGACAUGCUUUUGGCGGCUCUGGAGUGCUACAACACAUUCAUUGAAGAGAAAACCCUCAAGGCACCUGACGUCCUGGGUACUGAAACACAGUCUUCACUUUGGAAAGCGGUGGCUUUCUUUUUAGAAAACAUUGCUAUGCAUGAUAUCACAGCAGCAGAAAAGUGCUUUAGCACUGGGGCAGCAGGUCACAGACCCAGCCCACAAGAGGGAGAAAGAUAUAAUUACAGCAAAUGCACAAUUGUGGUCCGGAUUAUGGAGUUUACCACAACGCUGCUCAACACCUCCCCAGAAGGCUGGAAGCUCCUUGAGGAGGAUUUAUGUAAUAACGAAAACUUUAUGACACUCUUGGUGAAAACCCUAUGUCAGCCCUCGAGCAUAGGUUUCAACAUUGGUGAUGUCCUAGUUAUGAAUCAUCUUCCUGAUGUUUGUGUAAACCUGAUGAAAGCUCUAAAGAAGUCCCCAUACAAAGACACCCUGGAGAUGUGCCUCAAGGAAAAAAUAACAGUACAGAGCAUUGAGGAGCUCUGUGCCGUUGACCUGUAUGGUCCUGAUGCUUAUGUGGAUAGGGCCACACUGGCUUCUGUUGUGUCAGCUUGUAAACAGCUUCACAGAGCUGGUGUUUUGCAUGUUGUAUUACCGUCUCAGUCUGCAGAUCAGCGUCAUUCUGUUGGCAUCAAACUUCUUUUCCUGGUUUAUAAAAGCAUUGCACCUGGAGAUGAACGAGAGUACUUUCCUUUGCUAGACCCCAGUUGUAAGCGAUUAGCCAGUGGACUUCUGGAGUUGGCCUUUGCUUUUGGAGGACUGUGUGAGCACCUUGUGGAUCUUCUCCUGGAUACAGCAGUGUUGUCUAUGCCAGUCUCAGGAGAGUCCCAGAGAAACAUGGUCAGCUUCUCUCAUGGAGAGUAUUUUUAUAGCUUGUUUUCAGAGAUAAUCAACACUGAAUUGUUGAGAAAUCUAGAUACGACUGUAUUGAAGCUCAUGAAAUCAUCUGUGGAUAAUCCCAAAAUGGUGAGUGCCAUUUUGAAUGGAAUGUUAGAUCAGAGCUUCAGGGAUCGAGCCAGCCAGAAACAGCAAGGACUGAAACUUGCAAGUACAAUUCUGCACAACUGGAAGAAGUGGGACUCAUGGUGGGCCAAGGAUUCUACUCCUGAAAGUAAAACGGCGGUGCUGACCUUAUUGGCAAAAAUUUUGCAGAUCGAUUCAUCUGUAUCUUUUAAUACAAAUCAUAGUGCAUUCCCUGAAGUCUUUACAACAUAUACGAGUCUACUUGCUGAUUCAAACUUGGGUUUACAUUUAAUGGGUCAGGCUGUAAUUCUUCUUCCAUUCUUCACCAAUCUUACUGGAGGCAGUCUUGAGGACCUUGAGCAUGUUCUUGAAAAGCUUAUUGUUUCUAAUUUCCCCAUGAAGUCUGAAGAAUUUCCCCUGGGAACUCUGCGGUACAGUAAUUAUGUAGACUGCAUGAAAAAGUUUCUAGAUGCUUUGGAAUUAUCUCAAAGUCCUGUAUUGUUGCAGUUGAUGACAGAAAUUCUCUGUCGAGAACAGCAGCAUGUUAUGGAAGAAUUAUUUCAAUCUACUUUCAAAAAGAUUGCCAGAAAGAGUUCUUGUGUCACACAAUUAGCCCUUUUGGAAAGUGUGUACAGAAUGUUCAAGAGGGAUGACCUACUUUCAAAUGUCACUCGCCAAGCAUUUGUAGAUCGCUCUCUUCUCACUCUGUUGUGGCAUUGUGGCCUGAAUGCUUUGAGAGAAUUCUUUGGCAAAAUUGUGGUGGAAACCAUUGAUGUGUUGAAGUCUAGAUUUACAAAGCUAAAUGAAUCUACCUUUGAUACUCAAAUCACCAAGAAGAUGGGGUUUUAUAAGAUGCUAGAUGUGAUGUAUUCUCGUCUUUCAAAAGAUGACGUUCACUCAAAGGAAUCUAAAAUUAAUCAAGUUUUCCACGGCUCAUGUGUUACAGAAGGAAAUGAACUUACAAAGACACUUAUUAAAUUGUGCUAUGAUGCGUUUACAGAGAACAUGGCGGGUGAAAAUCAGUUGCUGGAGAGGAGAAGACUUUACCAUUGUGCUGCAUACAACUGUGCCAUUUCUGUUAUCUGCUGUGUCUUCACUGAAUUAAAAUUUUACCAAGGUUUUCUGUUUAGUGAAAAACCUGAAAAGAACUUGCUUAUUUUGGAAAAUCUGAUUGACCUGAAACACUGCUAUACUUUUCCUAUAGAAGUUGAGGUUCCUAUGGAAAGAAAGAAAAAGUACAUUGAAAUUAGGAAAGAAGCCAGGGAAGCGGCAAAUGGGGAUUCAGAUGGCCCUCAUUAUCCGUCUUCCUUGUCAUAUUUGGCAGACAGCAGCCUGAGUGAGGAAAUGAGUCAAUUUGAUUUCUCAACUGGCGUUCAGAGCUAUUCAUACAGUUCCCAAGACCCUAAAUCUACCCAUGGUCAUUUUCGGAGACGGGAGCAUAAAGACCCCAUGGUCCAAGAUGCUGUCCUAGAGUUAGAGAUGGAUGAGCUCAAUCAACACGAAUGUAUGGCAACCAUGACAGCCCUGAUUAAGCACAUGCAGAGAAAUCAGAUACUAUCUAAAGAUGAGGGUUCAGUACCAAGAAAUCUUCCUCCUUGGAUGAAAUUUCUUCAUGACAAACUAGGAAAUCCAUCGGUAUCAUUAAAUAUCCGUCUCUUCUUAGCUAAGCUUGUUAUUAAUACAGAAGAAGUCUUUCGCCCUUAUGCGAAGUACUGGCUAAGCCCCUUACUGCAGCUGGUGGUUUCUGAAAAUAAUGGAGGAGAAGGAAUUCACUAUAUGGUGGUUGAGAUAGUGGUUACUGUUCUUUCGUGGACAGGAUUAGCUACUCCUGUGGGUGUCCCUAAAGAUGAAGUGUUGGCAAAUCGAUUGCUUCAUUUCCUAAUGGAACAUGUUUUUCAUCAAAAAAGAGCUGUGUUUAGGCAUAACCUUGAAAUUAUAAAAACCCUUGUUGAAUGCUGGAAGGAUUGUUUAUCUGUUCCUUAUAGGUUGAUAUUUGAAAAGUUUUCCAAUAAAGAUCCUAAUUCUAAAGACAAUUCAGUAGGAAUUCAAUUAUUAGGCAUUGUAAUGGCCAAUAACUUGCCUCCCUAUGACCCAAAAUGUGGCAUAGAGAGCAUAAAAUACUUUGAAGCUUUAGUCAGUAACAUGUCCUUUGUAAAAUAUAAAGAGGUAUAUGCAGCAGCAGCAGAAGUUCUAGGACUUACUCUUCGAUAUAUUACUGAGAGAGAAAAUAUAUUGGAGAAUAUGGUGUAUGAACUGGUCAUAAAGCAGUUGAAACAACAUCAGAAUACGAUGGAGGACAAAUUUAUUGUGUGCUUGAACAAAGUUGUGAAGAACUUUCCUCCUCUUGCUGAUAGAUUUAUGAACGCCGUAUUCUUCCUGCUGCCAAAAUUUCACGGAGUGAUGAAGACCCUCUGUCUGGAGGUGGUGUUGUGUCGUGCAGAGGAAAUAACAAAUAUCUACUUAGAGUUAAAGAGCAAAGAUUUCAUUCAAGUCAUGAGACACAGAGAUGAUGAAAGACAGAAAGUGUGUUUGGACAUAAUUUAUAAGAUGAUGGCAAAAUUGAAGCCAGUAGAACUCCGAGACCUUUUGAAUUCUGUCGUAGAAUUCAUUUCUCAUCCUUCUCCAGUGUGUAGGGAACAAAUGUAUAAUAUUCUAAUGUGGGUUCAUGACAAUUACCGAGAUCCAGAAAGUCAAGCAGAUGAUGACUCUCGGGAAGUAUUUAAGUUGGCAAAAGAUGUGUUGAUUCAAGGAUUGAUUGAUGAGAAUGCUGGGCUUCAAUUAAUUAUUCGAAAUUUCUGGAGCCAUGAAACAAGAUUACCUUCAAAUACUUUGGACCGAUUGUUGGCACUAAAUUCCUUAUAUUCUCCAAAGAUAGAGGUGCACUUUUUAAGUUUAGCAACAGAUUUUCUACUUGAAAUGACUAGCCUGAGUCCAGAUUAUGCAAACCCUGUGUUUGAGCAUCCUCUGUCAGAAUGUGAAUUUCAGGAAUAUACCAUUGAUUCUGACUGGCGUUUCCGAAGUACUGUUCUCACUCCGAUGUUUAUUGAGACUCAGGGUUCCCAAAGUACUCUUCAGACUCAGACGCAGGAGCGAUCCCUCCCAGCUCAAGGAGUGAUGGCUAGGCAGAUACGGGCCACCCAACAGCAGUAUGACUUCACACCUACACAAACUGCAGAUGGUAGAAGCUCCUUUAAUUGGCUGACUGGGAGCAGUAUUGACCCUCUGGUGGAUUAUACAGUCUCAUCAUCGGAUUCUUCAUCUUCCUCCUUACUGUUUGCCCAGAAGAGGAAUGAGAAGUCACAGAGAGCACCCUUGAAGUCAGUCGGACCUGAUUUUGGGGAAAAAAAGCUGGGCCUUCCAGGGGACAAAGUAGAUAACAAAGCAAAAGGUAUAGACAAUCGGACAGAAAUAUUAAGAUUACGCAGACGAUUUAUAAAGGACCAAGAAAAGCUCAGUUUGAUUUAUGCCAGAAAAGGUAUUGCUGAACAAAAACGAGAGAAGGAGAUCAAGAGUGAGUUAAAAAUGAAGCACGAUGCCCAAGUCAUUUUGUACAGAAGUUACCGCCAAGGAGACCUUCCUGACAUUCAGAUUAAAUACAGUAGCCUGAUCACCCCCUUGCAAGCUGUGGCCCAGAGAGACCCAAUAAUUGCAAAACAGCUGUUUGGCAGCUUGUUUUCUGGAAUUAUAAAGGAGAUGGAUAAAUACAAGACCAUGUCUGAAAAAAACAACAUUACUCAAAAGUUGCUCCAGGAUUUCAGUCAUUUUCUUAACUCCACUUUCUCUUUCUUUCCACCUUUUGUCUCCUGUAUUCAGGAAAUCAGUUGCCAACACACAGACUUGCUGAGCCUGGACCCUGGUUCUAUCCGUGCCAGCUGCCUUGCCAGUCUGCAGCAGCCUGUGGGCAUCCGUCUCCUCGAGGAGGCCCUACUUCAUCUGGGACCUCAAGAGCCACCUGCCAAGCAGUUACGGGGGAGGAUGCGUGUCUCUCCUGAUGUUGUCAGAUGGAUGGAACUUGCUAAACUGUAUAGAUCUAUUGGAGAAUAUGACAUCCUCCGUGGUAUUUUUAGCAGUGAGAUAGGAACAAAGCAAAUCACUCAAAGUGCAAUUUUAGCAGAAGCAAGAAGUGAUUAUUCUGAAGCUGCUAAGCAGUAUAAUGAGGCUCUCAAUAAAGAAGAGUGGGUAGAUGGUGAGCCUACGGAAGCUGAGAAGGAUUUUUGGGAACUUGCAUCCCUCGACUGUUAUAACCAGCUUGCUGAAUGGAAGUCAUUAGCGUACUGUUCUAUAGUCAGUGUUGAUAAUGAAAACCCUCCAGAUCUAAAUAAAAUGUGGAGCGAACCAUUUUAUCAGGAGACCUAUCUACCUUACAUGAUCCGCAGCAAGCUGAAGUUAUUGCUACAAGGGGAGGCUGACCAGUCCCUGCUGACAUUUAUUGAUGAAGCUGUGAACAAGGAGCUUCAGAAGGCUCUUAUAGAGCUGCAUUAUAGUCAAGAGUUGAGUCUUCUUUAUAUCUUACAAGAUGACAUUGACAGAGCCAAAUAUUAUAUUGAAAAUUGCAUUCAGAUUUUUAUGCAGAAUUACUCAAGUAUUGAUGUCCUCUUACACAGAAGUAGACUCACCAAAUUGCAGUCUGUACAAACUAUGAUAGAAAUUCAGGAGUUCAUCAGUUUUAUAAGCAGACAAGGUAAUUUAUCAUCUCAAGCUCCCCUUAAAAGACUUCUAAAAUCCUGGACAAACAGAUACCCGGAUGCUAGAAUGGACCCAGUGCACAUCUGGGAUGACAUCAUCACCAAUCGAUGUUUCUUUCUCAGCAAAAUAGAGGAGAAACUUACUCUUCCUCUAGGUGAUCAUAGUUUGUCCAUGGAUGAAGAGAGAGAUUCUAGUGAUAAGAUGGAAGUGCAGGAACAGGGAGAAGAGGUCUGUUCUCUGAUUAAGAACUGUAUGUUCUCCAUGAAAAUGAAGAUGGUGGAAAGUGCAAGAAAGCAGCACAAUUUCUCCCUUGCCAUGAAACUACUAAAGGAGCUUCGUAGAGAGUCAAAAACAAGAGAUGACUGGCAGGUGAAGUGGGUGCACACCUACUGCCGGCUCAGCCACAGCCGGAUCCAGGGCCAGAGCUGCCUACAGCAGAUUCUCUCAGCGCUGAAAACAGUCUCCUUGCUGGCAGGAGAGAGCACAUCAAGUUACUUCAGCAAAAAUGUUCUGGCUUUCCAUGACCAGAACAUUCUCUUGGGUACAACUUACAGCAUCAUAGCUAAUGCUCUCUGUAGGGAGCCAGCCUGCCUUGCCGAAAUCGAGGAAAGCAGGGCUAGAAGAAUCUUGGACCUUUCUGGAUCCAGUUUAGAGAAUGCAGAAAAGGUGAUCGCAGUUCUGUACCAGAGAGCAUUCCAUCACCUUUCUGAGGCUGUACGGACAGCGGAGGAGGAAGCCCAGCCUUCUCUCAGAGGCCAGGGUCCUGUAGCCAGCCUGACAGAUGCUUACAUGACACUGGCGGAUUUUUGUGACCAGCAGCUCCGCAAGGAGGAAGAGAGUGCAUCAGUUACUGAGUCUGUAGAACGGCAGACAUAUCCAGGCAUUGUGGUGGACAAAAUGUUGAAAGCUUUAAAAUUGCAUUCCAGUGAAGCCAGGCUGAAGUUUCCCAGACUACUGCAGAUUAUAGAGCUGUAUCCAGAAGAGACCCUAAGCCUAAUGACAAAAGAGAUUUCUUCCAUUCCUUGCUGGCAGUUCAUUGGCUGGAUCAGCCACAUGGUGGCCUUAUUGGACCAAGAGGAAGCUGUUGCUGUCCAGUGCACUGUGGAAGAGAUUGCUGAUAACUAUCCACAGGCAAUUGUCUACCCAUUUAUAAUAAGUAGUGAAAGUUAUUCUUUCAAAGAUACUUCUACUGGUCAUAAAAACAAGGAGUUUGUGGCAAGGAUUAAAACUAAGUUGGAUCUAGGAGGAGUGAUUCAAGAUUUUAUUAGUGCCCUAGAACAACUCUCUAAUCCUGAAAUGCUCUUUAAGGAUUGGACUGAUGAUAUCAAAGCCGAACUGGCAAAAAACCCUGUUAAUAAAAAAAACAUUGAAAAGAUGUAUGAAAGAAUGUAUGCAGCCUUGGGAGAUCUAAGGGCUCCAGGGCUUGGGGCUUUCAGAAGGAGGUUUAUUCAGGUUUUUGGAAAAGAAUUUGAUAAACACUUUGGGAAGGGAGGUUCUAAGCUACCUGGAAUGAAACCCCGUGACUUCAGCAGUAUUACCGACUCACUAUUUUAUAAAAUGUGCACAGACUCAAAGCCACCUGGGAAUCUGAAAGAAUGCUCACCCUGGAUGAGUGACUUCAAAGUAGAAUUCUUGAGAAAUGAGUUGGAGAUUCCUGGUCAGUAUGAUGGCAAAGGAAAGCCACUACCAGAAUACCACGCACGAAUCGCUGGGUUUGAUGAGCGGAUAAAAGUAAUGGCUUCUAUCAGAAAGCCGAAGCGCAUCAUCAUCCGAGGCCAUGAUGAGAAGGAGUACCCUUUCCUUGUCAAGGGGGGUGAAGAUCUGCGGCAGGACCAGAGGAUCGAACAACUCUUUGAGGUCAUGAAUGUCCUCCUUUCUCAGGACACCGCCUGUAGCCAGAGAAACAUGCAGCUGAAGACUUACCAUGUUAUACCCAUGACCUCCAGAUUAGGACUAAUUGAAUGGAUUGAAAAUACUCUUAUCUUGAAGGACUUCCUUUUGAGUAACAUGUCACGAGAGGAGAAAGCAGCUUAUACAAGUGAUCCCAAAGCACCACCAUGUGAAUAUAGAGAUUGGCUGGCAAAGAUGUCUGGAAAAUAUGAUGUUGGCGCUUACAUGUCAAUGUUUAAGGCAGCUAGUCGUACUGAAACAGUCACAUCUUUUAGAAGGAGAGAAAGUAAAGUGCCAGCUGAUCUCUUAAAGCGGGCCUUUCUGAAGAUGAGCACAGGCCCUGCAGCCUUCCUGGCACUUCGCUCCCACUUUGCCAGUUCUCAUGCUCUUAUGUGCAUUAGCCACUGGAUUCUGGGUAUCGGAGACAGACAUCUGAACAAUUUCAUGGUAAGCAUGGAGACAGGCGGAUUGAUCGGAAUCGACUUUGGACAUGCUUUUGGAUCAGCUACUCAGUUUCUGCCUGUCCCUGAGUUGAUGCCUUUUCGUCUGACUCGCCAAUUUAUCAAUCUGAUGUUACCAAUGAAAGAAGCAGGUGUUGUGUAUAGUAUCAUGGUGCAUGCACUGAGAGCCUUCCGCUCACACUCUGACCUGCUUACUAACACCAUGGACGUGUUUGUAAAGGAACCUUCCUUCGACUGGAAAAAUUUUGAACAGAAAAUGUUGAAAAAAGGAGGAUCAUGGAUUCAAGAAAUAAACGUAACUGAAAAAAAUUGGUAUCCUCGGCAAAAAAUACAUUAUGCUAAGAGAAAGUUAGCAGGUGCCAAUCCAGCAGUUAUUACUUGCGAUGAGCUGUUCCUGGGCCAUGAGAAGGCACUUGCCUUUGGAGAUUAUGUGGCUGUAGCACGAGGAAGCAAAGAUCACAACAUCCGUGCCCAACAACCAGAGAAUGGACUGUCAGAAGAGUCUCAAGUAAAGUGCUUGAUUGACCAGGCAACAGACCCCAACAUCCUUGGCAGAACUUGGAUAGGAUGGGAGCCCUGGAUGUGAAGAACUAUGGGAGUCAGCAGAUAAACAAUCAUGAAAGUGGUUAAAGCAUCUCCUAAACUUUCAUCUAUAGCCAUCAAUUUUCCUGAAGCACUGAAGGGAAGAAAUCUAUUUAGUGGUAAAGUCUUAUAGCAAGAGUUUGAUCAAGACCAUGAUGAAUAAGUGAAUAUUGAUAUGAAUGAUUAGGUUACGAUUAUGAUAGACUUAAAGUAGGAAAAUAUGUAUCUAGGUUCAUACAAGUAUUAAAUCAAGAAUAGAGCAUAUUGCAAAGUGCUACAACUUAGAUAAACCAGCUCUCUUAAUAAAUGGUGUAAGUAUGAACAUUC
Molecule: messenger RNA, 13151 nt
Organism: Nyctereutes procyonoides (raccoon dog)
Lineage: Eukaryota; Metazoa; Chordata; Mammalia; Carnivora; Canidae
Gene: PRKDC
Product: protein kinase, DNA-activated, catalytic subunit
Exons: 86
Coding region: 424-12828 (4134 amino acids)
Biological process (GO): intrinsic apoptotic signaling pathway in response to DNA damage; telomere maintenance; double-strand break repair via nonhomologous end joining
Cellular component (GO): nucleus
Molecular function (GO): DNA-dependent protein kinase activity; protein binding
Source: RefSeq, a predicted model, not a curated record